Molecule: messenger RNA, 1747 nt
Organism: Coregonus clupeaformis (lake whitefish)
Lineage: Eukaryota; Metazoa; Chordata; Actinopteri; Salmoniformes; Salmonidae
Product: ubiquitin-conjugating enzyme E2 U
Exons: 10
Coding region: 694-1650 (318 amino acids)
Source: RefSeq, a predicted model, not a curated record
AUAAUUAUAUAAUCUAAAUGAAACAAGUGAAAAAUGCAUCCCAAACAGGAAAAUGUAUAUAUUCUGUGUUCAUAUAAUGUGAUUUAAAGUGGCAACCUGCAGUUCAAACAACAACGAUGCUACACCACGCCAACUUUUUAGAUAAACGGCUUAGGGAAAUGUAACCACUCUCAAAUUCAUAGACAGAACUACAGAUGCAAGGACUGACCAGCCAUAAGAUCAAAAUAAUAGCUUAAGUUAUGUGUGAAGCUAUACAGUGUUUUUACAAUUACGAUGUUUAUAAACAAUGAAGUAAAACAAGAUUAUGUUUUGGAUUCUGAUGGGGUUUAGACAGUUGAACUAAUGGCAUGAGGCAUUCAUAAGUUAUAUUCUUCAAGAAUCAAUGGCUAUAUAUCAUUAAUUUAAAAGUCAAAACAUGGAUGUAGAAUCGCAGAUUGCUCCUUUAACAUGGAGCUUGUUAUAGCGACACUAUUAUUGGCUCAAUACAAAGCUGUUCUUGCCACCAAAUUGACAGACAUGUUGCUUGACAACAGCUUCGAAACAUUACAUCACCUCGCUCCAUUGUUCUCUUGAAAAAAAAUAUGUCUGUGCGUUGCGCCAGUGUAAUAUUUUAUCAUUUCAGACUAUGAAAGCAUGCGUUUGUUGUAUGAAAUAUUCGCACAUACCAUUGUGAAGUUGUGAAGAACCGAGUGAAUGAUGCACACCCACUCUCACUUCUUGCUGGGAAAACAAUACCUCAAACUGCAGACAGCGGAUCUAAAAGGAUUGGAGGCCAAGCCAGUAAGUGACAGCCUGCUUGAAUGGGAGGCUAAAGUGGAGGGACUGAAGGACACUUUGUGGGAAGGUGCUGUUUUGCUGCUGACAUUGCAUUUCAGUGAGGCUUACAACUCUGUCCCUCCAACUGUCGAGUUCAACGCCAUCCCUUUCCACCCCAAUGUGGACAAGGACACAGGUAGCCCAUGUAUCCCCUGCCUGGACAGCGAGUGGAACCCCAGCAUCUCAAUUAGCAGUAUUCUUCUCAGCAUCCAGACCAUGCUGUCCAACCCAGUCCUGGAGGGAGCGGUGAACCCCGAAGCUGCUGACAUGCUCUGGUCCAGCCCAUCCACCUACCACCGUGUGGUGCUGGACUGUGUCAAGGCCAGCCAGGAACUGGAGAGGAACAGGAAAGCUGUGCAGUUGGACUCACAGAACAGGCUUGUGAGGAGAAUCCCUUUUGAGGAUUAUCUGAAGACGUGGACAAAGAUGGCCACAACUAAAGCUGGCUCGUGGAUGAGGAAUGAAUCCCUGGAGGAUCUCAUCAAGCGCCCAGAGACCUUUGCCAUGUAUUAUGGGUCACCAGACAAGGAAUCUCCCAUGGGUCCACAGCGUGAAACGUUCAGAGCCAUAAUGUAUGGUACCGUGCGCCAGCCUAAGAAGACAGAACCAGUGAGUGAGGGGAGACAGGCGAGGAUGGACCAAAUGAGAAAGAUUUACCUCCUCUACAGAGCACCAGACAUGCUGGCCCCUCAGGUGAGUGUGCAGGGAGACACCAUGUUCUCCAGGGAUCUCUGUAGAGCCCAUGACAGACAGCAACAGGACCUCUGGGAGAACGAGGUGGACAAACUGGUGGCCUGGACACACUCACUGUCAGUCGAGGAGUUGGAGGACUGAUGCCUCCACGUGCACUAACACGUGCACGUAUACACACACACACACACACACACCUUCCAAUUGGAUACACUUGACCAAUAAAAUGUAAGGACUUCUU